Messenger RNA from Eurytemora carolleeae, 1917 nucleotides. RefSeq names its product beta-adducin. Lineage: Eukaryota; Metazoa; Arthropoda; Copepoda; Calanoida; Temoridae. The coding region runs from base 315 to 683 and encodes 122 amino acids. The record is from RefSeq and is a predicted model, not a curated record. The transcript has 3 exons.
CAACUAGUCUUGUGUGUCAUUCUGUUUUUAUUUCCUGCAUGAAGAAAAGUAUUUUUUUACCUACACUGUGCAAUGUGCAUGCAAUCUCAACUAACUAAGCUAAUUCAAUAUAUUAACUUUAUUUUAAAUAUUUUGAAUUUACAUUUAGGUUUUAAUGGUAAGUUUAUGUGUUAUUAAUUAUAGACUUAUAUACAUAGACCAUUUCAGACUAUAUUUAUCAUCUUUUAUAUUGAUUGAUUGGCUGAUUGAUUGAUUGCUCAGGAGUUGAGAUUAUCCAUGUUGCUACCUCCAGUACACCAACUAGAGAAUACAUAAUGGACGAGGAUGAGGAUAGUAUGAAAAACUUCAAAGCAGCCCUGGAACGUUCUGUUUCGAUAAAGAAGUCUGAAUCUGCCAAGCAGACAGGGUUGGAUAGGUCUAUGUCAACUAGACAACCUUCUCGAGUACUUCCUAGUAUUCCAGUUGCUAGAUCCUUGUCGCUUGGUAGAAGUAAAGGGGAGCACACAUACAAUGAGGAAACUGACGGAAACAGGACCUUCUCCGAAGGAGAAGCUGAUACUAGCCGGGCAACAGACCCAGAUUCUGCCCUCAGUCCAAAGAAGGAGAAGAAGAAGAAGGGGCUGAGAACCCCCUCUUUCCUUAAGAAAAAGAAGAAGGAUAAGAAAGAGAAAACCCCUGCCUAAGCCCCUAGCUAAACUGUUUGUGAUACUGAUUUUUUGAUUUUGACUCGUGAUCCCUCUAGGGCCAGUACCUAUGAUAUGGAUCAACGACCAUGAAAGAUUGGCUUUAAUGUUAGGGAUAUUGACCCAAACAUUAUAAACAAUCUUUUCAUCGUUUGGUCUUAUUUAUUGGGUAGAAGUGACCCUUCAGGCAGAUUCGUCUCUUAUACAUCCCUCAGACAAAACACACUGCCGUCUUACAACAAAACCACAAAUAUUAAUUUCACUAGGACAGCUUAUGUCCCCUUGAAAACUGCUACUUUCCAUGAUAACUGAAAUGUUAUUGCGGGGGUUUUAGAAGAGACUUCGAGACGCGUUUUCCAAAUCUCGGGAUUUUUUAUCUAGAGUAUCCUUGUUUUAUCCCCAUUUAUAUUUGUUAGUUCUUGGCCUUGAACAACCUGUUAUAUUAUCUAGACCCGCCUUUUAGAGAAAUUAAAAUGAAAAAGGUUUUCUACAGUUUACACAUACAUUAUACACCCACACACAAAGGCUAAUAUGUGUAAAUCGCGGCAUAUAGCACGAUGUACUGGUCAGUGCAAAAAAACGCGCAAACCAUGUUAUUUUGGUGGAUUCGCGUGGAUUAGAUUUGAGAAAUAUCGCUUAUCAUGCUUAGAAUGUUUGCCUGGUUAGAUGACUACAAAGUAAAUGAGUGGAAAAAAGUUGUGAAAGCUGGUUUAUAUAUGAUACAUUAUACAUGUUUCGGGUUCUUCAAUCAAAUAUUUUGUCGGAGUUUAACACUAAGUGAUGAACUAAGAUUAAGAUAUUUGUUUUUCUUAAAAGUUUUAUCUUUAUUCUAUUCUUAACUUGACAUCGGAAACCUCCUUAUUCCUUACUUUUAGUUAAUUAACAACUACAGUCCAUACAAUAUGAAUAAAAUUAACAAUUGGCAGUUUUUUGCAGCUAUUAACACUAUAAUUGACCAAAGUAAAAGUUGAAUAUAUAUAAUUGUUGAAGCAUUGCCUGUUUGUAAACAGAUAUAUGACAGUACAGUCUCACUGUCUCGAAUGUAAACACACUGUACAGUAAAAUCCAGGGCUGGGUGCAUGUACCGUAAAAUUAUUAGCUUUAAACCAGCUAAGUUCCAAUUCCUGCCCCAGCCUCGGACCUGCAACUAUUCCAGUCAAUAAUUGAAUCUAGUUUGCGCUGCUGUUUUCCUCUUAUAAUUGAAAAUAUAUACAGUAAAGAGUAAAAAAUUUUA